Molecule: messenger RNA, 1705 nt
Organism: Suncus etruscus (white-toothed pygmy shrew)
Lineage: Eukaryota; Metazoa; Chordata; Mammalia; Eulipotyphla; Soricidae
Gene: PKIA
Product: cAMP-dependent protein kinase inhibitor alpha
Exons: 3
Coding region: 147-377 (76 amino acids)
Biological process (GO): negative regulation of cAMP-dependent protein kinase activity
Cellular component (GO): cytoplasm; nucleus
Molecular function (GO): cAMP-dependent protein kinase inhibitor activity
Source: RefSeq, a predicted model, not a curated record
AAAGUCCUGAUUUCUUCAAAGGAGCAAUUUUUGGCAGUAGUUUGAAGUUCUGGUCAAAAAUAAAGGAAAAAAGCAUCCUGCAUUGUCAAUGAAUUAAGGACAAUAAAGUCUCCAAUCAGUCCCUGCUAUGUGGAUAUUUGUUAGCAAUGACUGAUGUGGAAACUACAUAUGCAGAUUUUAUUGCUUCAGGAAGAACAGGUAGAAGAAAUGCAAUACAUGAUAUCCUGGUUUCCUCUUCAAGUGGCAACAGCAAUGAAUUAGCACUGAAAUUAGCAGGUCUUGAUAUCAACAAGGCAGAAGGUGAAGAAGAUGCACAGCGAAAUUCAAAAGAACAGAGCGGGGACACCCAAGGAGAAGCAGCAAAAUCUGAAAGUUAACACUUCACUUUGCCCAUUAGCAGCACCAAACAAUGUCUGAAAUCUCCAGACAUGGGUGGAAUGCAUUUGUUUCCAAGAGGGAAAAGAGGAUAAAGGAAAUGGCUGUCCUGCACUUCAGGAACCUGCUCAUGAUCAUGUUAAAAAUGGGGGCAGAGUUUAGGGCUGCAGACAGACUUUUCUCUACCUCUGUCAUUAGCAAUGGUUGAAAUCAUGUGGUUUCUGUUUGGAUGUCGUUUUGUAUGGAUCCAUUCACUUGAUCAUAUGAUGAAAAGCUUCUAGAGAGUGUAGUAUCGACCUAGAUGAUGAUUCUUCCUGUAGCAUCUGGCCCCUCACAAUGACAGAGGAUUUAAUUGUGUCUACUUGCAAAGAGUUGGUUGAAUCUUAGAGUUUAAAACUCUGGUCUAAGUAUUCACCCAGUAAAAGAACAUCUAGAAAGCACUGUUUUCAGCAUCAUGUAUCCGUGUGUUCUUGCUGUGUUAUUCACCCUGUUUUGUAUUGUACAAUAUAGAUGCUCAGCACUGCCCCCCUUCUUCGAUUGCAUAUGAAAAACAAAAAUGAUGUACAUUACUGUGAAUUUUUAUACCACUCAUUUUUUAAAAGGGCUGUACUUUUCCCUCCUCAUAGUGUGGUGGUGUACACGGGAUACAAUGCACUUUUUAAAAUUUGGUGUUUCUUUUUGAUCACUGUAACUUGGUGAAUUAAGUCCCAAAAGACUCUUGCUUCAGUAUAUAUGUGUUUAAAAAUAUCCAUUAAUGUGAAUAUGAUCUGAAUUUACAGAUUUUACCUGGGGUCUCUGCACUGACCAGGUAAUUCAAUCUGCAAAAUUUUUAUCCCCAAAAGGGUAACUUUCACAACUAAUGUUUUUAUCAGCUACUUGGGAUAUUAGUAAAUAAAGUUAAAAUAAUAUUAAUGGUUAGAAAUAUUUUGCUCUUAUGGAUUCACAUUUCUCACAAGGCUUAAAUUCAGAGGAUAAUUUUCUCCACAAAAAUCACAAAAAAUGGGCAAAAUUAAUAUCUGCAAUCAUGUGGACACCAGUCGCAAAAGCUAAGCCCUUGUGUUAUGUUUUUCAUAUCUUUUUCAGUCCUCUCAUAUACAAAUGUUAUUACAUACUUUUUAAUGUUUGUAAACUUUUACUAAUUAUUGUGAAUUGCAUUCUGAUACAACAAUCAUAAUUACAAGCUAACAGAAUCCUUGAUUAAUAUUGUUGAUCACUUCUGCUGUGUUUUGGAAUCAUGGUUUUAUACAGAAAGUUUCUGUGUGAGUUGUGUAAUCCCUCUGGUCAGUAUUAUGAAAUCAUUUAUCAGUGAUAAUAAAUAAAGAUUCAGUAA